UUGUCUCCCUUACAUCCCAGCCAAACGAGCAGAGCACAGCCAGCAUGUUUCUCCUCUUUCUUGCUGAGUCCUGAUAUGGAAUGAGAAGGGCACACUGCUACAGGAUGGAACGACCGAGGGGUACAAUGCUCACAAGACUGUACAAAAAAAUCUUGGCGAGAGAAGCUGUUACAGAGAAGAAAGCUGAGAUUUGAAUUGUAAUUAGUAGGGAGGUUAGGAAGUUCGGCUGUGUCGUAGUCAGACAUCAGCUCAUAGCUCACAGAUCCUGCCUGUACUUCCUUUAGUUUAGUGUGUAUGCUAGCUGCAUGGAUCCUCCGCACCCUGUCGCGAGCCUGAUGAAGCCUUUUUGUCGUUGUUUCAGCCUGCUCCCACUCCCAAGUCAAGACUGGAGCAAGAGUGACGAGAGGCUCGUCCAGGCUGUGGACCAAAACGAAGCAGACAAAGUGUCCGCCCUCAUCCUUAAAAAGUGUCUCUGUCCCACCAAGUUGGAUGCCGAGGGCAAGUCGGCCUUCCAUCUGUGUGUGUCUCGAGGGCGUGUUGACUGUCUGGAGGUCAUCAUUGCUCACGGAGCAGACCUCAAUGUCACAGAUGGUGCCGGCUUUGGUGCCCUUCACCUCGCAGCCAAAAAUGGACAGACAGAGUGUUUAAAGAGACUUCUACAGGAGAGAUUGGAAGUAGAUUGUACAGACUCAAUUGGAAGGACGCCCCUCCACCAUGCAGCGGUCAGUGGCUGCUUAUCCUGCAUUGAGACCCUAUGGGACUUUAAAGCUGAUCUUGAUGUCCAGGAUGGGGAUGGAGCCACCGCCCUCAUUCUGGCCGCUCAGAUGAGUCGAGUGGAGCUGUGUAUCUUUCUACUGGGUCGAGGUGCCAACGCAAACAUUCAGGACAACCAGGGGAGGACUGCCUUGAUGCUAGCCUGCGAGAGUGACAGUGCCGAGACAGUGGCCGCUCUGCUGAGGAACGGGGCCAACACGCAGUUGAUCGACGGCCUCGGAAACAAGGCGGACAACUACAGCCCCAACAUCCAUCACAUUGUGCACAUGUUGCAAAAUGGAGCACCUCCUGGUACGCCCCCCCAGAACAACUCACGGGCCUCACUGGUGCAAGGAGGUAGUAGCCCCCGUAAAAGGAAAGCCCCUCCCCCACCACGCUCUCCUCUCCAGGGUUUUCCACCCACGCCUCAUCCGCAUAGUCCCGCUUCUCCCGUUCAGUCACCCGAGCCCCCCACUCAGUCACCCUCUCCUCAGCAUCCAGAAUCACAUCACUCAGUCCAGGUGGAAGAUGAGGAGGUGUUUGAGGAAAUUCGGCGGCUGCGUCUUGAGCGAGGCCGUCUCCUCCAGAAGAUAAAAGCCUUGGAACAGCAGCAACAGAGUGCCCUCUCUGCCUUGGAGGAGCUCUCCCAACUGAAGCUGCGCCUGAAGGAGGCAGAGGCUGAGAGGGACAGGUUGAUCGAUGAGCUGAAGGGACUGCAUGACGGGGCGAGUGACUCUGAGGAUAUGGAGGAAAUGUUUGACUUCCCAGAGAGGUUGCUCUCCAAGCGUUCCAGAGCCUCACCCGUUCGCGACGAGGCCUCCUCUGAUGCACAAUCAGCCAGCCCGCCUGUCGACCCCGCAGACCAGGGAACUGUGGAAGAAUUACACCAAAAAAUAGAGGAACUCACAUCACAGAACGCUGAGCUUGUUCUCAAAGUGCAGGUGUUGGAGAUGUUUGAGAAGGACGACACCGACAUGCAAAGCCCCGGCGCGGGCUUUGUCCCCAUAGAACAGUACGAGACCAUUAGGAAGGAGUUUGAAGCCCUGCAGGAGCGAUUCACUCAGGCUCGAAUGUCCAAUGGGGCGUCCGGUGAGGAGGAGGAACGUGGUGACGAAACAUCUCGGGCUGAAUGUUCAGAGAGUCCAGAGGCCCUGAAGGAGAAGCUGCAGAGGCUGCAGGGCCAGUUGGCCUCCUCCCUGUCCGAGCUGGAGCAGCUAAAGGAACAAAUGCGUUUUGGGGUGUUCUCCGUGGACUGUGGCGAAGGGGAUGCAGCGGCAGCAGGUGCCGGUGAGAUUCCAGACCCAGAGGCCAAGCAGCUGAGGGCAAGGGUGGACAAGUUAGAGGAGGAGCUUGCUCAGAGACAGGCCAAAGCGGUUGCUCAGAGCUCCGAGGACGCUGAAAGAAUCAAACAGCUGACAGGGAGAGUCGAGCAACUCCAAGCUGCUCUAGUCCAGAAAAAGUCUGCGGACGACGGCGGCUGGACAAACUCAGGCGCAGGAGACCAAACCGAAUCUGUGAAACGUGAAGAUAAAGUGGCUGAGCUGGAGGCGAUUGUGGCAGAGGGAGGGAGCGUGUCGGGAGGCGCGGGACCAAAUGGAGAUCAGAAUCGUCGCCUUAAGGAACGUGUGGGGGAGCUGGAGGGCGAGCUGAAGAAGUGUGUGCCCCGGUCACACCUGGAGGAGGUGCAGGUCACCCUGGGCCUCCAGUGCGAACAGCUGGCCAGAGAGAGAGCGGAGGUGGCGAGGAGGCUCAAUGAUGCCCUCCUCCAGUUGGACAGAGUCAGGCCACCUGCGAAUGGCGAAGACGAGGAUGAAGAAGAAGAGCACUCGGAGAGCUCAGAGCUCUCAGUUUCAUCAGAGCGCUCAAGACGUACGCUGGCGGCUGUCCGCGAGGAGCUGGAGGUGGCUCGACAGGAAGCUGCCCAGGCUCUCGACUGCUUAUGUGCCGAGCGAGAGAGUCACGCCCACGACGCCCUGCACCCGAAGUACGUCGUGCCUCUGUUGAAGCACCAAGAAGCGCUGUCCGCCGUGUCGGAGCAGCUGGCACAAACCCUACAAGAGCUCCAGGAGGAAAAGACGCUGCGGACGGAGGCUUCAGAGCAGGCGGCCAGAUUAGAGGCCAAACUAGAGGCCGCACGUGAGGCCGUACCGAAGGAGGAGCACGAGAAAGUCAAGGCAGAACUCGAGCGCUCUCUGCAGGCCAGUGAGAGCAGUGCAGCGGCAGCUCAGGAGGCUCUGAGUGACAAGGAGGCAGAACUGAGGGAACUCAAGUCCCAAAAGGCCGCCCAGCAGGGUCUUAUCUCCAAGGAGGACCACGAGGCCCUGCGGCUGUCCAUGCAGGCCGAGAUCAACGCCAUGGUGGCCCGGCUUAACGACCUCACGCGCAAACAUGAGAAGACCUGCACUGAGGUGUUCCAGGUGCAGAGGGAGGCUCUCUUCAACAAGAGCGAGCGUCAAGUUGCGGAGACACAACUGGUCGCUGUACAGCAGCAGCUGCAAGAACUGCAGGCCAAGUCCAGUCACAUCCAGGAACUCCACACUAACAUUCGGGAAUCUCAAGGCCUGGUGAAGGAGAAGGACCGCAAGAUAACAGAGCUUUCUAAGGAGGUGUUCCGGCUCAAGGAGGCGCUUGGAUCUCUGUCACCACCUCUCGGCAUUACGUCUUCCGGCUCACACACGCAUCACGGGAACCCAGGACAGCAAUUGGCGCUAAAGAACAGGAUCGCCAUACUCAGCCAGCAGCUACAGGAUUGGGAAAGAAAACACAAACAGGUGGUGGCUGUGUAUCGUUCUCAUUUACUAGCAGCCGUGCAGGGUCGUAUGGAUGAAGAGGUGCAACGUCUGCUCCUGCAGAUCCUCAGGAUGAGCCAGCAGGGUCAAUGAGAUCCGAGUCAUCCAUCAUUAUAACAAAUCAUAUCAAGCAAACACAAGAUGGUGAGCUAACAUUAUCGCACACCAUGUCGAUAUACCUCCUCGGGGCUGUAAGUAGCACAUGGGGUGACAUUGGCCAAGCCAGGACACCAUUAGGGUUUUUUUUUUUUUUUUUUUUUUCUUCGCUUUCUGACAACUGAAUGACAUUUUGUGUGCCUCAGCAUGCCCAAAAACAAAGCAAUUUUUGCAAGGGUGUAUAACAUACUAGCACAUUUUGAUUUGAAGCGGCCAUUUUUGGCGAAUCGAAGGGCUCGUACUUUGACAAUGCAAAUGCGUGACGCUAAAUUGUCAAGCCUUUUUCGGCUACACCAGUGAUUUACAACCAGAAAGAUCAUCCGGUGUGCCGUGGGAAAUGAUCCAAUUUCACUUAAUUGGUCCGUGUAUCUUUCUAAAGAUCAUUUAAGAUUCAGUAUGAAAAAGGGGUUUGAGGGGGCUUUAAUUGCCUUUGUUAUAUUAGCAGAACAAACGGGCAAUAUCUCACACGCAAUACAUGUUUAGCUUUAAGAAAGUAAUGAAGUUGCUAUUAAGCACAAUAAUAGUAUUAGCUUCAUCCCCACAUCGAAGCUCUAAAACUUUACAAUGAAGUUUGAAAAUACAUGAUGUGUGGUGUUAUUCUUAGAAGAUACAACAGUUGUGCGCUUUGCCUACCAUUUUUCACAA
Phycodurus eques (leafy seadragon) is the source of this 4343-nucleotide messenger RNA. It is a transcript of the gene ankrd24, whose product is annotated as ankyrin repeat domain 24. Lineage: Eukaryota; Metazoa; Chordata; Actinopteri; Syngnathiformes; Syngnathidae. The transcript is spliced from 21 exons. The record is from RefSeq and is a predicted model, not a curated record. Gene Ontology annotation, molecular function: actin binding. The coding region runs from base 306 to 3635 and encodes 1109 amino acids.